GCAGUAACUUUUUUCUUUAAUACGUUUUAAAAUUUUAAUCGAUUUUUUUAUGUUUCGAUAUUUGACGAGAAGCUUCAUGGAUUAAAAUCUAUUUACCGGCCCAAUUGGCCAAAUCAAUUAAAUUAUUAGUGUUUUCAAUGAACUUUAAACCUUCAACACAUGUAGCACAGAUAUGUAUUAACUGGCGAAAUACUAUUACUACUAUUACUUAUUGUACUACAUUGUAUACUCUUUGGUCUAUGAAAAUAAGGCGAUUAGGAUUUAUAAAUAUUUAACCGCAAAGUUAAAAAAAAUUAACAGAAAAGGUACACCUACCUACCUACUACAUACAUACCUCUUCUAGGUAGGUAUCAUACUUAUUGUCAUAAAUAAAUUUAUUUAUUGCACUAAAACUUAUUGGAAAUAGAAAUAGUCAUAAUGACUUCAGAAUCUCAAACGGCUGAUUAUCAAAAUAGGAGAUGGCAACAUAUAAGGAAGCUGCUGGAAAGAUCUGGUCCUUUCUGCCAUCCAGAUUUUGAAGCUUCAGCAGAAAUUCUAAAUUUCAUCAUGAACUGUUGUAAAGUUCUCAUUGUUGGAGCAGGUGGUCUUGGUUGUGAAUUAUUGAAAGAUUUAGCCUUAAUGGGCUUCAAAAAGUUACAUAUUGUAGAUAUGGAUACAAUAGAACUAUCAAAUUUGAACCGGCAAUUUUUGUUCAGAAGAAAUGAUAUUGGCCUACCUAAAGCUAAAUGUGCUGUGGAAUUUGUCAAUAAAAGAGUUCCUGGGUGUGAAGCUGUAGCUCACCACUGUGCCAUUCAGGACCUUGAUGAAGAUUUUUAUAGACAAUUCCACAUUGUUGUUUGUGGACUUGACUCAAUUAUUGCUCGGAGAUGGCUUAAUGGAAUGCUGGUAUCCUUGUUGCAGUACAAUGAUGACAGAAGUUUGGACCAGAGUAGUGUAAUUCCAAUGGUGGAUGGAGGUACUGAGGGAUUUAAAGGCAAUGCUAGAGUUAUAUUACCUGGCAUGAGUGCAUGUAUUGAGUGUACUUUAGAUCUAUAUCCCCCACAAAAAACUUUCCCUUUGUGCACCAUUGCUAACACUCCAAGAUUACCAGAACAUUGUAUCGAAUAUGUUAAAGUAAUUCAAUGGGCAAAGGAGAAUCCAUGGGGUAGUUCAACAACUUUAGAUGGUGAUGAUCCACAGCAUGUCGUGUGGGUGUAUGAAAAGGCCCAAGAAAGGGCAAUGAAGCAUGGGAUUGCUAAUGUUACAUACAGAUUGACCCAAGGAGUUUUAAAGAACAUUAUACCUGCUGUUGCCAGUACUAAUGCUGCUAUAGCUGCUGCUUGUGCUACAGAGGUAUUUAAACUAGCUUCAUCUUGUUGUGUGAAUAUGAACAACUACAUGGUACUGAAUAUGGCUGAUGGUGUGUAUACAUAUACAUUUAGUGCAGAGAAAAGGCCUGAUUGCGUUGCUUGUUGCAAUUCUACUAGGGUUAUGAAAAUCGAUCCUGAUGCUACAUUACAAUAUAUUUAUACAAAACUUUGCGAAGAUCAAGCUUAUUUGAUGAAGAGUCCAGGCAUAACCACUGUAAUUAAUGGAUGCAAUAAAACAUUAUACAUGUCAUCUAUUAAGAGCAUUGAAGAAAGGACAAAAGAUAAUUUAAAGAAGAAAUUAACAGAUUUGGGUUUGUUUAAUGGUGCUGAUAUAUUAGUAGCAGAUGUGACUACUCCUAACACCAUAACCAUAAAAUUAAAAUUCGAAACUCUUGAUGUUGAUAUGACUAAAUAAAAAUUAAAUUAAAGUAAUAAACAAAUAUCCAUCAAAUUUAAUGCGGUCUACUCACUACUCCGCCAAUGCCUACUUACCUAUUUUGUU
Molecule: messenger RNA, 1851 nt
Organism: Bombyx mandarina (wild silkworm)
Lineage: Eukaryota; Metazoa; Arthropoda; Insecta; Lepidoptera; Bombycidae
Gene: Uba3
Product: Ubiquitin-like activating enzyme 3
Biological process (GO): protein neddylation
Cellular component (GO): nucleus; cytoplasm
Molecular function (GO): NEDD8 activating enzyme activity
Source: RefSeq, a predicted model, not a curated record